UUAAAGUACAUUUUCCUGAUUAUACUCACAAACGUUUGCUCACAAAAUGCUGAACUAUUCCUUUAAAAUAUUGAUUAUUGCAGCUUUAACUUUGUUCACAUGUUCAGCUGAUAAUGAACAGUUUUUACAGCACAAACCUUUGUUGGUUUGCGCUGAAAUGUCACGUUUUACAUUCUGUCAUGUUCCCCUGCUGCUCUUUCAGGUUAUUUUCGCGACGGACGAAUGGUUCGCUCCGGCUGCAAACCUGCUGAAGAGAGAGACGCCACAGUUCGUCGCCUCUGCCUUCACCGAGUUUGGAAAGUGGAUGGACGGAUGGGAGACGAGGAGGAAGAGGAUACCUGGUCAUGACUGGUGCAUCGUCCGGCUCGGAGUGCCGGGGCUGAUCGCCGGCUUCGACGUCGACACGUCCUUCUUCACUGGAAACCACUCGCCCCGCGUCUCCAUCCAGGCCGGAUGCCUGGACAAACCCCCGACCUUCACCCUGGAAGGAGACCGAACCGGCACUGCCGCCUCUGACAGUCAGCUGGCUGCUGUCGCCAAGCUGGGCUCGGAGGCGUGGCCGGAGCUGGUGCGUGUGUCGGAGCUGAAACCUGGAUACUCAGACUGCUGCCAUAACUACUUCCAGGUCAACUUCAACCACAGAGUCACACACCUGCGCCUCAACAUGUACCCAGAUGGAGGGAUAUCCAGACUGCGGGUGUAUGGCGUCGGGCAGAGAGACUGGUCGUCUGUCUCCAUCCACCAGGAUGUUGACCUGGUGGCUCUGACCAAUGGGGGAGUCUGCCUCGGCUACAGCGACGCCCACUUUGGGCAUCCACGCAACAUGAUUGGCCUCGGUCGAGCUGCCAACAUGGCUGACGGAUGGGAAACAGCUCGUAGACUGGACAGACCCAAAGAACUGAAGGCGGACCAGCGGGGGAUCCUGCAGGUGCCUGGUUCGGAGUGGGCGGUGUUCCGCCUCGGUCACCCCGGAGUCAUCAGCGGCGUCGAGGUCGACACCAACCACUUCAAAGGUAACUUCCCGGACUCCUGCAGCGUCCAGGCGUGCGCUUUGACCCCCGAGGAGGAGGCUGAGUGCAUCGGGACCAGGUGGAGGUCCGGGAGAUGGCAGGUCCUUCUCCCCCCACAGAAACUUCGUCCUCAUCACAGGCAUCUCUACAGCCAGGCGGAGCUGACGCCGGGCCCGCCCGUCACUCACGUUCGUCUCAUCAUCGCCCCGGAUGGAGGAGUCAGCCGGCUGCGGCUCUGGGGUCGACCCGCGCCGCUCGCCGCGGCUCCGACCAAUCGGCAGAUGCCAGCAUCCAAACUCUGAUGCUCGUCCUGCAUCAGUGAACUGGACACACAGAGACGACGUCAGGGUUUCGAUCUGUGUUUAAUGACGUGUCCGACAAGUGUGGGAACUAAACACGACAUUGUACAAAUAAAACACCAAGUCACA
This is a messenger RNA of Xiphias gladius (swordfish), 1438 nucleotides long. It is a transcript of the gene allc, whose product is annotated as allantoicase. The coding region runs from base 47 to 1312 and encodes 421 amino acids. The record is from RefSeq and is a predicted model, not a curated record. The transcript has 10 exons. NCBI's taxonomy places the organism in Eukaryota, Metazoa, Chordata, Actinopteri, Istiophoriformes, Xiphiidae. Gene Ontology annotation, molecular function: allantoicase activity. Gene Ontology annotation, biological process: allantoin catabolic process.